AUGGAUCUACCAAAAGUAGUACCCAAGCCUCCAAGGUACAACCCCUCGCAGCACAAUCCCGUCAUUGAACAAUCCUCCCUCCAUUUCCGAUCCUUCUUCCAAUCUAAAAAUCCAAACUAUGAUGAAGACAUAUCCUUACCAUCCUACACCAAGCCCGAAGCAAACAAUGAGCCCGAAAUAAGUAUUUUUGAGGCCCGGAAAUAUUUUGACGAAAACAAAAACAAGAAUAAUAAUAAUAUUGUUGUUAAUUCUGGGGAUUUCAUCAAAAUUCAGCAAAAUCGGCCGUCGUCCGUUUCUUCCGAUGGAUACGACCGGAACUUCAGGACGUCGUCUUUCCACGCGACACCGACGGCCACGUCGGAGGCCAGCUGGAACAGUCAAACGGAACUUUUGGUCAACACGCCGGGCUACACGGCGGACUCCGUAAAAAACUUUGCUUCCGAGGGUGGUAAUAAUAAGAACAGCCGGAGGAGAAAUUCCGGAAAGAAGUGGGUUUUCCGGCGUAACUGCUGCUGCGCCGGUGAGAAAUCGAUUCGGGUCAAGGAGGCGACCACGGCGGUGGAUUCGGGUCCGGGUCAGACGGGGAGCACAAACAGCACACUUGUCAAAAUCCCACCGGCGAAACCGAUUUCCGGCACACUGUUGUUGCCGGAGAUUAAUUUGGUGGCGGCAGGUCCGCCGCGGCAGCAGCGGAUAUCCGCGUCCGGGAGGCCGUUCGCGGACGGGUUUUCAUUCCCGAUCCUGAAGGGUCCGACACAGACGGUGAGACCCGGCUCGAUUGGGAUCCGACGUCUGGGGGAGGAUCUGCCCAGGAACUCGCUGGAAGUGUUCCAGCCGGCGGAGAGUAACCCGUCCGCCGUCGACGGCGGACGGCGCAAUUUCAACCUGGGGAGCCCAAUCGCGCGCGUGGCGAGCACGGAAGACGAUGUAGGGAGCGACGCCAGCUCAGAUCUGUUCGAGCUGGAGAGCUUCGCGACCCAGACGACGUCGAACCUGACGUCACGCCGGAGAGACUCGCUGGACGAGGCCCCGAUCUUCAACGCGAGGCGGUACGCGGGCAGGACGAGCCUGGACGAGCCGCCGACACCGAGCGUGGCGGCGACUGAGUGCUACGCGCCCAGCGAGGUCAGCGUGACCUGGAGCGUGAGCACGGCCGAGGGCGUUGACAGGGCCAGCGUUUCCAACUUUUCCGUCUCCGCGUCGGAGACCGGCGGCGCGGCGUUUCGCCGGCAGGGGCGGCAGGAGGAGGUCUGCGCCGGGAACGGCGGGGGGAGGAAGGGGAACGGAGGGGGGCUCCUGCUGAUGAGCUGCCGGCAGGGUAAAGCGGUGAGCGUGGGGCCGCAUCCGGUGAGAUGCUUGCCGGAGGUGCCAGGAGGGAUGCCGUCCAAACCGCCGCCGAGAGGCAAGACGGCGGUGCUGGCUUUUGGGGCCUGA
Molecule: messenger RNA, 1434 nt
Organism: Striga asiatica
Lineage: Eukaryota; Viridiplantae; Streptophyta; Magnoliopsida; Lamiales; Orobanchaceae
Source: the annotation of a GenBank genome assembly